Messenger RNA from Neltuma alba, 871 nucleotides. Its product is annotated as germin-like protein subfamily 1 member 7. The record is from RefSeq and is a predicted model, not a curated record. Gene Ontology annotation, molecular function: manganese ion binding. The transcript is spliced from 3 exons. Lineage: Eukaryota; Viridiplantae; Streptophyta; Magnoliopsida; Fabales; Fabaceae. Bases 30 to 701 code for a protein of 223 amino acids.
UUAACUUCGAAUUGUGUGAUUUGAGAAAGAUGAAAGGUUCAGUAUUUAUCUCACUUGUUGCCCUCUUGGCCUUGGCUUCCUCCUUUGCUUCUGCCUAUGACCCCAGCCCUCUGCAAGAUUUUUGUGUGGGUGUGAAUGAUACCAAACUUGGAGUAUUUGUAAAUGGGAAAUUCUGCAAAGAUCCCAACCUUGUGGUAGCAAAUGACUUUUUCUUCCACAUAAUGGAAGGCAACACAUCAAAUCCGCUGGGCUCUGCAGUGACUCGAGUGUCUGUAAAUGAAUUCCCAGGACUCAACACUCUCGGUAUCUCCCUUGAACGUAUCGAUUAUGCGCCCUAUGGUUUGGAUCCUCCCCACAUUCACCCUCGUGCCACUGAGGUGUUGACUGUCCUCGAAGGGACUCUCAUGGCAGGAUUUGUGGCCUCCGAUCAAAAUGAUAACCGUUUCUUUACCAAAGUACUCAACAAAGGAGAUGUGUUUAUAUUUCCCUUUGCUAUGGUUCACUUUCACCUCAACAUCGGCCAUGACAAUGCCGUUGCCCUUUCUAGUUUUAGUAGCCAAAAUCCAGGAGAAACUACUAUUGCAAAUGCUGUGUUUGGAUCCAAACCUCUCAUCCCUAUUGACGUUCUUUCUAAGGCCUUCCAUGUUAGCAAGGACCUAAUUGCCUAUCUUGAAAAGCAACAACAGUACGACAAUAACUAAACGAUCUAUUUUGUAAUAAAAUAAUAAAUAAAUAAAUAAAUAUGCAUGCACCUUUAUGUUGUAACCUUACUUAUAUGAUGUGCGUGCGUGCGUGCAUGCAUAACCAAGCCUCUUUCCUCAUGUUGUAAUCUCAAUCAUAUAUUUUGGCUUCUUUUUUCCCUUGUACGUUG